Molecule: messenger RNA, 570 nt
Organism: Prorocentrum cordatum
Lineage: Eukaryota; Dinophyceae; Prorocentrales; Prorocentraceae
Source: the annotation of a GenBank genome assembly
AUGGCCACGGCCCGGGCCCUGCAGCGGCUGAGCCGGUACCCGCUCGUGGUCCUCACCAACGCCACCCGCCUGCCGGGCGGGGCAGACGUUGCCAGGAGCCUCGCGAGGCUCAACGCGCAGGUGCUCCCCGUGUAUGACGUCGGGAUGCCACACGGCGCACUCUCCGACGACCAGCAGCGGUACCGCCGGGCGCGCGCGCGCGAGUUCGACAAGCUCAUCUGGCUGGACACGAGCGCCGUUCUGACCCGGAGCGUGGAUUGGCUUUUCAAGCGAAGGGCCACCUGGUUGCAGGGCGACGGCGGCAGUUGCGGGACGCGGGCGGGCCGGCUCCCCGGCGACGGCAUCAUGCUGGUCGCCCCGAGCGAGGCCGUCUACCAGCACAUGGUGCGCUUCGCGGCCACGCUGUCGGCAGAGUGGUGGGCCGCCUCCAGGAUAGCGUCUCGCAGUACAUCGGCGAGUACAUGCAGCGCAUUGAAAGCAGGCCCGUGCGGCUGCUGCUCGAGUCCACCGCCUCGUGGACAUCCUGCCUCGGCCGGCUCCCAGGCGGCGCAAGCGCCCCCCCUGGGCUGA